AUACAAUGGUUGGAAAUGAGGACAUAACAAUGGCGGAUUCCACUAUGAAGAAGAAGAAGAAGAAGAAUUCAAUAAUUUCUAAUCUUGUCAUCUUACUCUUACUUUAUCUUCCUCUACGCCGUUUAACUUCCUCCAGAAACCACCACCUCUCUAAUUAUCCGACUGUUUAUCUAUUUCUCCGACUUCAAUUCCAUCUCCACCAUGGCUUCACAAUCUGAUUCAAUGCUACAAAACCACCAGGAAAAAUACAUUCGGGGACGUGAGAACCCAGUUUUUGAUGGAUUAAGAGGGAAUACAUCUAUGAAUCACAGGACAUCCAUAUUCGACUUUUUAGGAAGCAAUGGUAAGCAGAAAAUGUCACGUUCCAACUCUGUUAUCGGACAUGCGGGGUGUAAAGGUGGAAUUCAAGAACAUGCAUCAUCAUACAACUCAUCAAAAGGUUCACAAUUCGACAUUAGAGAAGAGCCUUUUGGGUUGUCUUUUUCUCGAAGUCUUGAUUUAGGUUCAUCUCAGAUAUCAGGUUUUGAGUCAAAAUCUAGUGUUGACAUGAGUGUUGCAAAAGAUUUUGAAGCAAAUGGUGUUCAUGGUGAUCGAGAAGAGGCCUUGAUUGAAAAAUCAUUUAGUGUUAGUAAGAUGAAACAAGUUGUCCAUGGAGUUUCACUUCCUCCAUCUGCAGCAUCAUUCUAUUAUCGUGGUUUACCAAGUAUGGAUGUUGUGGAGUCUUGUGAAGGUAUUCAAAGGCUUAAUUUGUAUCUGAAAGCAUGCAAAGAUGCUGUAAAUGCUGGUGUUCCAGGACAGUUUUUGCGUGCUGUACUUGGACACGUCUCAGAUGUUGGAUCUUUUAUUUCAACAAUCAUGUAUUCAUUCUACUUGAAUGAAACAGACAAGAACUCUCAGUUUUGCACUGUGCCUAUUAUUAACAUUAAAAGGGCAGACCUUAAAGCUCAUGCUGAGCUGGAAUGGUUACUUACUUCAUGCAAUAUUGAUCAACCAUCAAUUAUAUUCAUUAAUGAGAUUGACCUUUCAUAUUAUAACUUAUUUGGAAGUCUUAAAGUUGUUUUACUGAAUGCUGAUAAGCUCCCAGAGAAACAAGAGGCAUUAAAGGAAUCUUUAGUUGAAAUAUUCAAGGGUAGAAAGGGUGGUUUUGCUGAUCUUUCAGAUGACACUAUUGAAGAACAGGAAUGUUCAUGUUGUGCCCUAAUUGCUGAAAAGUUUGCAUCAAAAUCACCUGAGAUAUUGGUAGGGAAAGGUUUUGCUCGCCUUCUGCUUUCAGGUAUCCUUUUGGAUACUGAAAAUUUGACAAGUCCCAAGUGUACUUCAGUCGAUAAGUACAUGUCAACAUUAUUACUUAAUGGAGCUGGUCGAUUUGGAUGCAAUGGUCUUUACAAAAUAUUGAGUGACAAAAUGCACAAUGUAUCAUACCUUAGUGUUGGACAAAUCUUGCACAAAGACUUCAGAAAGUGGACAAAACCAGUAGGUAAAGCUGAGAGUGUAGGGAUGAGUGCAGUUGGGAUGUCUAUUUCUCAGCUUCUUUCACAUGAUGAGACUUCAAUUCAAGAAAUUAUCCUCUUUCAGCAAAUGAAUAAACUAAGCUUGCUCAUAAUUGUCUCGGGUUAUCACAAUCUUCAUAAGAGCUUCAAGGAAAUGUUUAUAUCUGCGGAAUCCAAGGAACUCAUGGAAGACCUGCUUCAUUUCCUUAACAAUCAUCCUUCACGUCUAUUGCUUCAUGUAUUGUAUCAAUCAGGUCUAUGUGAUGAGAUGAGAGCAUUUUCGAUGGAUAGUAUAACAUCAUUGACAAUCAUGGAGCAGUUGCUAGAAGAUUUUUGUAGAGAAGGGAAGUUUUUUAAUUAUCAACCUAUUAAAAGUUUUGCUGUUACAAGAUAAACAAAAUUCUAAAAUUAUGGUAUUGGCUAAGAUUGUAUGUAUAUUUUGUGACAUGGGCGGGCAUGAUUGAAAAGUGUUGCCUUUUUUUUCUUCAUUUUUCAUAGUUGGAAUAUAUAAAAAUUGUGAGAAUUCUUUAUAAAUGUAAAAAGAAGAUUGUGAUUGUUC
Molecule: messenger RNA, 2049 nt
Organism: Lactuca saligna
Lineage: Eukaryota; Viridiplantae; Streptophyta; Magnoliopsida; Asterales; Asteraceae
Source: the annotation of a GenBank genome assembly